AUGAAGUGGACCGCGAGUAAGGUGUUCCAGUGCGUCACGUUGUUCCUCCUCGCAUCAGCGCUCGAAAUAGGCGGGUGCUACGGCUUUUGGCGCGCCGUGCGGUUGGAAAAGAACAAGUUGUGGGCGGCAUUCGGCGCGGCCUCGCUCGUCGCGUACGGAGGCGUGUUUCUUUUAAUGCCCAUGGAUGCGUUCGCUCGCAUCAUGGCGGCGUACGGUGGAGUGUUUAUCGUUUCAUCGUACGCGUUCGGGGCGGCGGUUGAAGGCUUCAAGUUGGACGCCGGCGACUACGUUGGCGCGAGCAUCGCGCUAGCGGGCGUCGGCGUGUGUUUGUUCUGGCCGCGGGAGUAG
This is a messenger RNA of Ostreococcus lucimarinus CCE9901, 348 nucleotides long. RefSeq lists its product with no specific name. The coding region runs from base 1 to 348 and encodes 115 amino acids. The record is from RefSeq and is a predicted model, not a curated record. Gene Ontology annotation, cellular component: membrane. The transcript has a single exon. NCBI's taxonomy places the organism in Eukaryota, Viridiplantae, Chlorophyta, Mamiellophyceae, Mamiellales, Bathycoccaceae.